Molecule: messenger RNA, 922 nt
Organism: Eupeodes corollae
Lineage: Eukaryota; Metazoa; Arthropoda; Insecta; Diptera; Syrphidae
Gene: peo
Product: protein crossbronx
Exons: 4
Coding region: 149-850 (233 amino acids)
Source: RefSeq, a predicted model, not a curated record
UGUCAACAGCAAAAACACUCUACACACACCAGUCUUUACUCUAUGCCUGUAGAAUAUUUUUGUUUUUAAUUUCUAUUAGACGGGUAGAGUGACAGUGACAAUCCAAUUUAGUAUUUGGAAUUUGAGUUUAUAUCAAAAUAAUAACAAAAUGACUUUAGAUUCAACAAAAUCGGAAGAACAAAUCUUUUCUACCAUUACCCAAGAAUAUAAAACUCUUGCUGAAUACAAAAUGGUAGCAGCAGAGAAAAUAUCUGGAGUUUAUGUUAUUCCAUCUUUUGGAAACUCUCUUUCUUGGUUUGGAGUAAUUUUUGUCCGUACUGGUUUCUAUGCAGGAGCAGUAUUCCGCUUCAACAUUUUGCUUCCCGAAAAAUUUCCUCAAGAUUCUGCUGCACCAACGAUUAUAUUUGAGAAUGAAGUGUUUCAUCCUCUUGUCUGUCCAUUUACUAGAGCUUUGGAUCUUUCGGCAGACUUUCCAGUCUGGAAAGUGGGCGAGGACCAUGUUUGGCAUGUGCUGAAAUUCAUGCAGUUUGUAUUUUUAGAUCCGUAUGAGUCAAUGAGAGCAAGUCCUUCUGUAUUAAACAAGGAAGCAGCUGAUCUGUUUGGCCAAAACCGUGCUGAAUUUAUUGCACGUGCCAAAAAAUGUGCGGAAGACAGUAAAAACCGCGUCUAUGAUGCCCCAACAUCAGAUGACCCACAUUAUAUUGUUUUUGAAAAAUUUAAUGAAGAAACGCAUGGUCCAGUCAUUGAAAAUAUAAAAUUCAAGAAUUAUGAAAGUGAUUCAUCUCCAUCUGGAUCUAUGGGUCUUUCAUGGGUAAAGGAAGGCGAAUUCAAAGCACUUAGCAUAGAGUAGUUUUAAUAUAGAUAGAUGAGAUAUUAUUUAUGUACAAAAUAUCACAGUAAAAGUAAAAGUAUUAUUGUGCAA